This is a messenger RNA of Uloborus diversus, 2751 nucleotides long. Its product is annotated as palmitoyltransferase ZDHHC6-like. The transcript has 9 exons. The record is from RefSeq and is a predicted model, not a curated record. Gene Ontology annotation, biological process: protein palmitoylation. Gene Ontology annotation, cellular component: Golgi apparatus. Bases 48 to 1205 code for a protein of 385 amino acids. Gene Ontology annotation, molecular function: palmitoyltransferase activity. NCBI's taxonomy places the organism in Eukaryota, Metazoa, Arthropoda, Arachnida, Araneae, Uloboridae.
UUUUGAAGCAUAUUUUCAUACUCAUUGGAAUAUGAGUAAAUUUUGCGAUGAGUGCUAGAGAACUGUUCAAUCGUAUAUGCCAUUGGGGUCCAAUCAUUGCAAUAUGCAUUAUAAAUUGCAUUACAUUUUCCACUCUUCAGGUUACCUCUAUGUGGCUUCCCGUUUUCUCAUCAUGGAAUGCUACGUUUAAUUACUUUUUGUUUCUAUUUUUCGUUGGUGCUACAUUAUACAAUUUUUUUUGUGCAAUGUUCAUUGGUCCUGGGUACGUUCCCCAUGGAUGGAAACCAGAGAAUGUAGAAGAUUGUCGCUAUCUUCAAUUUUGUACUUUGUGCCAUGGAUAUAAAGCUCCUAGAGCUCAUCAUUGUCGUAAAUGCAAAAGGUGUGUUAUGAAGAUGGAUCACCACUGCCCAUGGAUCAAUAACUGUUGUGGGCACUUGAACCAUGCCAAAUUCACAUUGUUCUUAAUAUCUGCUGUCUGUGGUUGUGUGCAGUCCUCAGUUUUACUUUUCUUGGGCUUGUAUAGAGCUUUUCGAGUGACAUGGUAUUUUCUUCAUGGAGAACGUACAUACAUUGUUUACUUGACAAUUUAUCAGCUUGCCUUUACUGUCUUUAGUUUUGGUCUUGCUCUCGGUGUUGUUCUUGCUGUUGGGGGUUUAUUUUAUGUUCAGAUGAAGCAAAUUAUUCGAAAUGAAACCAGCAUUGAAAAUUGGAUUGUUACCAAGGCUCUUGUAAGACCUAGACCAGAAUACAGUCAGUUUGUUUAUCCAUAUAAUAUUGGAUGGUGGAGAAAUAUAAAACAAGUUUUCUGGGAUUCACUUGGGAAUGGCAUGACAGACUGGCCUCUUGUGGAUGGUUGUCACCAAUAUUCGCUAACGAUAGAACAGAUUAUUCAGAAAGAUGACAAAAGAGCAAGAAAAAAACAAUAUACCAUUGUUGAAAAUUAUAAUGGAUCAUGGUUUCCAAUUUCAAAAGGAAUUAGGACCUGUCUUUCGCCACCAUGUAGUGAUGAAUCACGUAUUCCGUUGCGUGUAGGAGAUGCAGUUUAUGUAACAAGAUGGCGAAAAAGGUGGUUGUAUGGUGAAAAAUGUAAUCUUGCUACCGAAUCGGGUGAUGUUGAGGUAAAAGGUUGGUUUCCUAGGUGCUGUGCUGUUGAGUUUACAAGUACAGAAUGCGAAGUAGGGAAAUUGGCAAAAAAGAUUUCUUGAUGGCAAAUGUGCUGUGUAAAAUAACUAUGUGCAAUGAAAAAAUUUGUGAAAUUUGAUCAAAAAAUAUCUUCCAAAAAAUCUGCAUUGUCUCUUGAAAGAUGUAUGCAAUCUAUAUAUGCAAUCUAUAUUUUUUAAUAAAGUUUUGCUACAAAUGUUCCUUGGAUUUUUCCCCACUGUAAAUCAUACUUUUCAUUUUUGAAGCUAUGAAGCUAUAAUUUUUAAUCCAAAUUUAUUUCUGUUUUACAUUUAGUACAUUCCCAAUUUUCCUCGGAAGUGGCUGAAUCGUCUAUCACGUAUAAUCCUUACAGGUAGCAAAUCGACAGAUAUAUGCAUUUGGACAAUUUGACACAAUAGGUAACAUUAACUAGUAAUUGAGGAUUAAUUUCAUUGCUAUUAAAUGUGUAGAUUUCUUAAUGCGGAAUAUGCUUUUAACAUGAGCUAAAGCUAUAUUGUGAGCUCACUUGAGCACACUGACCUUUAAACUUCCCCGUCUUAUAAUCGCUUUCUUAAAAUUUUUACCUUCCAUAUCAUUUACCCAUUUUUUCAUUAGUUGCAUGCUUGAAGCCUCGAUCAUUAAUGUCACAAAGCACUUAGAUUAUCUUCCUCAGCAUUUUCUCCAUGAGCUACAAAUUUCUCUGUUAAAUCAUAAGCAGAUGUAUUUUCAGAAUCUGCCAAUGAUUUUAUUUAAAUGGAAUACGAGGACUUCGAGAGCCAAGGCCCUUGUCAAUUCGGUUGCUGGGCCCCGCUUUUCAACUAAAAUUUGCCAUAUUUAUGCUACUCCUAUUCCGAACCGGACCCCUCAAAGGGAGGGACCCCUAGUUUCCGACUGGGCUGACAUGGCCUCUCAUCAGCCCUGAAUGGAACAAGGUUUUAAAAUAAAUAUUCAAAAGCUCAUCUUGCUUCACUAAAAUAAAUUUCAUCUGAAGGAUAGGAAUUGAAAGAAAUGGAAAAUUCAGGCAUGUGGAUAACCCUUCCAAGGAUAAUGAGUGUACUGUGUUGCUUAUUUAAUGCCAAAAUGUUGCGUGGAAGUUAUUUUUGUUCUUAAAUGUUUGCAGAUACAGUCAACUCUCGAUAACUCGGAAGUCUAAAAGGACCGGCUGAAAUGUUCGAGUUAUUGGUUGUUUGAGUAAUAGGAAAUUUCCGCAACAAUAUCUAGUUUGGGACCCGAUGAAAACUUCGAAAUAAAGAAAUAUUCGAGUUAUUGAGAUUUGACUGUAAUUUAUUCUAUUUUUCAAAUGUUAUACCAUAGUUUUCCUUGAGGCAUUUUAAAGUCUCUUUUAUCACCUAUUACUUAUUUGCUAGUACUGGUUAGAGUAAUAUUUAUUAUGUUGGGUGAUUGCUGGUUGUGAUGUCUUUCUAAAGGUUGGUUUAUAUUUUAUUUGAUACUUUUCUGUUUUUCUUGCAAUCUAAUUGUUCUUGUUCUUACUGUACAGUCACGAAAACUUUUGCAAGUUUAAAAGUGUGCUGAAUACUGCUUGACAAUUUCCUUUCCUGUGUAUUUUUUUCAGCAUUCGUAGCUCUUAUAAUGGACUAAAAUUUAAAAUGC